Messenger RNA from Armigeres subalbatus, 1520 nucleotides. It is a transcript of the gene Pex16, whose product is annotated as peroxisomal membrane protein PEX16. Lineage: Eukaryota; Metazoa; Arthropoda; Insecta; Diptera; Culicidae. The coding region runs from base 213 to 1226 and encodes 337 amino acids. The record is from RefSeq and is a predicted model, not a curated record. The transcript has 4 exons. Gene Ontology annotation, cellular component: peroxisomal membrane. Gene Ontology annotation, biological process: peroxisome organization.
AGUGACAGUGAUACGAUCCGCCUUUCGUUUUGUGGUUCUUGUUCGUCGAUGUCCGUCGCGUAAUUUUGGUCGUCGAAAGAAUAGUAAAUAACAGCUGUUAAUUUAUUCCCAUUCAACCUUUGAUCUCGGCAAGUUAGUGUCUGGAUUACUGAAAAUCCUGUAGUGGUCAUUGAAGUUACUGUGUGAAAGAUUAGCCGAAACAUCAGACCAUCAUGGAUGUCUCCUCGCCGUGGCUCCUAGACUUGAACAGUUUGUAUGCGAAAUAUGUGAAGUGGGUCUCCGGCAAUCCUUCCGCACUUGGAGAUGUUGAGAUGGCUGUGAAAUGGUUGUCCUAUUUCGUUGCUGGAAAAAUCAACAACUCCCCGGCCGUUUCCGAGCUGGUGUACUCCCUGUCCAAUUUGUUAGUAUUCUUCAACGACAGGAUUAUCGAGAAGGCGAAUGGGUGCACUAUCCAGACUGAUAGCAGUUCCCUUGCGCGCCAGAUCAAGAACAUCCUGACGAUGUUGGAAUACUGUGAGGUGUUUAUUGAGCUGUCGGCCCACAAGCUGUGGGGUUCCAGAGGACGUUGGUUCGUUAUCGUCGUAGUGCAGUCAGUCAAAUGCAUUGGCCGUUUGAUUCUAACCAUGUUCUGUCAGAACAAUAACAUCGUGAAGAACCCUCCGAUCCCUGUCCUGGACAGAAGUAAUCUAACGGAAACGAACCGACCAGACAGCACCUUCCAAGAACAGUCCGAUACCGUCGUGCUCAAACGUUCGGGCCGUGUACUCCGCAAGGUCGAAGGUGCCCCACCCAUUGCAACCAGAAACUUCAAAAAGCUAAAGCAUGGACCGGUGGUCAUUCAGUAUGGUGGCCGUUUUAUACGAACAGCUGAAUUGAUGUACAUUUUCAAGCCGUUAGUUCAUUUAGCGUGUAUCCGUCUGUACGGAAUGAAGAGCUGGAAAAGCUAUCUGGUGCCAAUGGCCAUCGAUGCCGCCAGCCUCCGCAUUUACUACAAACAUCGUAGUGACCUUUCGAGGGAUCAGAAACAGGAGCUUUCCCGCCGGUGCGUAUCGAUGCUUCUCUACCUUAUGCGGUCGCCCUUCUACGAUAGGUAUAGUAAGCAACGGAUCGCCUCGCUACUGACUGGUAUUGGAAGCAAGGUUCCGUUCACGGGCGCCAUCACCAGUAUGAUUCUUUCUUACAUUCCGCACUGGCAGGAGACCUACUUCUACAUGUGGUCAACCUAAGCACCUGCGAAACAAAUAUCAAUAUUGAUUUAGUUGUAAGCAUCAUAAUGGUGAAUGACUAUAUUUUAUUGACCUUAGCGAAAAUUGGAGAAUGCCGGUGGAUAGUUCAUGACAGGAAUGAAAAGAAAUGUUUUUUUUAUGCUGGUUCGAAGAUAUGUAGAUGUAUUUUUUAUAAAGUAGUAUAAUGUAUAUAAUAUAUAUUGUUGGUUGAGAAGAUGUAAAUCUACACAAUUUUGGAGUAAGUAAUAAAAAUGAAAUUGGCAGGACUGAAUAAAUGUCGUCGCCAUUGAAUUA